Rhizophagus irregularis DAOM 181602=DAOM 197198 is the source of this 1044-nucleotide messenger RNA. RefSeq lists its product as uncharacterized. Gene Ontology annotation, cellular component: nucleus; cyclin/CDK positive transcription elongation factor complex. The record is from RefSeq and is a predicted model, not a curated record. NCBI's taxonomy places the organism in Eukaryota, Fungi, Glomeromycota, Glomeromycetes, Glomerales, Glomeraceae. Gene Ontology annotation, molecular function: cyclin-dependent protein serine/threonine kinase activator activity. Gene Ontology annotation, biological process: regulation of transcription by RNA polymerase II; positive regulation of DNA-templated transcription, elongation.
AUGUCUUCACCCACAGUAAAUUCUCCAAUUGGAGAAUUUAACUUCGCAGCUAAUUCGAGUCCUGAUGUAAUAGGAGAACGUUGUAACGUUAUAGAGCGUCGAGCAAAAGCAUAUUUUACUAAAGCUGAAGUAACCCGUUGUGCAGAAAAACAGGGCUCUGGUGAUUCUAAGGAUAACAUGUCAAGAGCGCAAUGGUGCACUUUUAUAGACGCUGUAGGAAGUAAUCUUGGGUUACCACAGAAUACGAUAAGCACAGCACAAUUACUUUAUAAUAGAUUCUUUUUAUUUCAACCUUCAAAAGACUUUGCAUCUGCAAAGCAAAAAACUGAUUUAUGUAUCACAUGUUUAUUUGUUUCAACAAAGAUUGAAGAGACAUAUAAAAAACUCAAAGACAUUUUAGUGGCAGCAUAUCAAGUUAAGCAUCCUGAAGGGCCUGAAAUCAAUGCAGAAAGUCAGACGUUAGAAGAACAGAGACGUCGUGUUAUACAGAAUGAGCGCACGAUAGUCGAAACUAUAUGUUUCGAUUUUCAAUUUGUGCUUCCUCAUAAAUUGCUUGUAAAAUUCGUUAAGAAACUAAAAGGUGACAAAUAUUUGUAUCUUAAGGCAUAUAAUAUAGUUAACGAAUGUUACAAAACAACGGUAUGCCUUAGGUUUCCUCCUGCUGCUAUGGCAACAGCUUCAAUUUUUCUUGCUACAAAAUUAUUGCACCGCGAAAAUUUCCCAUUCACAAUUCACAAUAUGCCUUGGUAUAAGAUUUUUUUGGUUAAAAUUGAAGAUAUCGAAGAAAUAAGUUAUCUUAUUUUGGAUCAUUUUAUAUUGGAAUCAUCAUCUAACCCCGAUGAUUCAGCUAAUGAGGAAUAUACACAAUUGAAAUUAUCUAUAAGUCAACAAGCUAAAGUGAGGGAAGCGGCAAUGGAAGAUGUAACUAUGAACAAUAUAGAUAUUGAAUCUAACGGAGAUUCAUUGCAAAUGAUCAACGGAGCAUCAAAAGAUCACACCGUCCGCUAUAUGUUUGCGACUGUUCCGGAAAUACAUUUUGUUUAG